Brenthis ino (lesser marbled fritillary) is the source of this 3609-nucleotide messenger RNA. Lineage: Eukaryota; Metazoa; Arthropoda; Insecta; Lepidoptera; Nymphalidae. The record is from the annotation of a GenBank genome assembly.
AUGAUUGAUGUACAGUGCGCGGCGGGGGCGGGCGUGUUCGAGCUGCAGAUUCUCGAGUUUUCCAACUACCGACUGCAGCUGGCGUCGGGUGCGUGUUGCGGCGGCUCUUCCGCGCCGCCGCCCGCCCUUACUACCGCUCUCGCCCCAGCUCCAGCCCCAGACGUGGGUGGAGCAGGGGCGGGGGUGGCGUUGGUGGGGGCGGGUGGAUCCUGCGCGCAUCCGUGUCGCACGCGCUUCGCGCUGUGCCUCAAGGAGUACCAGUCCGCCGCCGCGCCCGGAGCCUGCUCGUUUGGACGAGCAGCUUCGCCUGUCCUAGGAACGGAUUCUUUCACGCUAGCAGACCCGCUCUACACUCUGUCUCUACCUUUCUCAUUCCGAUGGACUCGAUCCUUCACACUCAUUUUGCAAGCAUACGAUGACUACAAUUACACAAAUCCCGAGGAGACGGGCCUGAUCGAGGAGGCGUGGUGGUCGGGCAUCGUGGAGCCGGGCGCGGAGUGGCACGCGCUGCGGCACGCGGGCGCAGCGGCUGCCGUGGCGUACCGCGUGCGCGUUACGUGCCAGCCCAACUACUACAACACCACCUGUACCACCUUCUGCCGCCCGCGUGACGACAAGUUCGGUCACUACUCCUGCUCCGUCACUGGCGACAAGCGCUGUCUGCCCGGCUGGCAGGGCGACAACUGCGAAAAACCUGUUUGCAAAGAAGGCUGUCAUCCGACUCAUGGAAGAUGCGAUAAACCCGGCGAGUGCCUCUGUCGUCCAGGCUGGCGAGGAGAUCUCUGCUCCCAAUGCCAACCCUAUCCUGGCUGUAAGCACGGCUACUGCAACGGCUCCUCUUGGGAUUGUACUUGUGAUACUAAUUGGGGAGGGAUUCUUUGCGACCAAGAUCUCAACUACUGCGGUACGCAUGAGCCUUGCCAACACGGUGGCACGUGCGAGAACACUGCGCCGGACCAGUACCUGUGCACGUGCGCGGAGGGCUUCUCGGGCGUGGACUGCGAGCGCGUGGACAACCCAUGCGCGCCGCAGCCGUGCGCGCACGGCGCGUGCUCGCUAGCGGCCGCGCCGGCCGGCUUCGCGUGCGCCUGCGAGCGCGGCUGGACCGGCGCGCGCUGCGACGCCGAUGUGGACGACUGCGCCAGCGCACCCUGCCGCAAUGGCGCCCUCUGCCGUGACCGCCUCGACGCCUUUCAGUGCGAAUGCGCCUCGGGCUGGGCCGGACCUACUUGCUCCGAAGAUAUUAACGAGUGUGCGGAGAAUAGCGCCGCAGAAGGUGCACUUGGACCCUGUGUGAAUGCGGCGGCAUGCAAUAACACGGCCGGGGGAUACGCUUGUACGUGUCUGGCUGGCUGGACGGGACGUGACUGUGAAUUAAACGUUGAUGACUGCACUGGCCAAUGUCUAAAUGGAGCUACAUGUAUUGACUUAGUAGACGACUUCCACUGUGCGUGCGCAGCAGGCUAUGCGGGGAGGACCUGUGCCCGAGACGUGGACGACUGCGCUUCUAGACCUUGUCGUAAUGGUGGCGAGUGUGUGGACCUUCUCGACGCCUACCGAUGUAUAUGUCCUGUUGGAUUCUCAGGCACGGAUUGCGAGCUUACCUCCUGUUCGGGACGCUACUGCUGGGAUGAUCGCGACCACUGCGCCGGCUCGCCGUGCGCUAAUGGCGCGCCCUGCUACACGGCGCAGAGCGACUACUACUGCCACUGCGCUCCCGGCUGGACCGGCAAGAAUUGCACACAGCGCGCUGCAAGAGACCAAGUUGAUGAGUGCUCUCCCAAUCCCUGUCACAACAACGGUAGCUGUGUGACCAGUCCAACGGGCUUUACGUGCAUCUGUAUGGAGGGUUGGUCUGGAGAAACGUGUACAAUGCGAGCGGAGCUACGCUGUGAACUCCACUGUGUGAACGGUGGUACUUGUGUACGUGACCUGCUGCCUACUUCAUCAGUGGCCGCUGUGGUCACGACCGCCGCUCACUGUGUCUGCCCGCCCGGCUGGGCUGGUACCAUUUGCGAUUUACCUAUAACUCCUCCUGUCAAUGUGGCACCGAUAGUGACAAGUCCAGUUCAAACUGCAAUAGUACCAAUAAACACCGGUUCUGGAGGGGUACCUUGUACUUGUCUUCAUGGAGGAUCAUGUAUAGCUGUGGGUGGUGGCGCAGGCACUUGGGCGUGCGCAUGUCGGGCGGGUUGGGGCGGCGCUCGCUGUGAGCGGGCCGCAGACGGCUGUGUAUCAUCACCGUGUCGCAACGGCGGGCGCUGUGUAGGGGGUUCCGGAUGGUGGGCUUGUGAAUGUGCCUCUGGGUGGACUGGCACAGAUUGCUCGACGUCGACUUGUGACCCUCCUUGCCCUUCCUCCGCGACCUGCACUACUACUGGCUCAGUCGCACGUUGUGUUUGUCCACCUCCUCCGGCAAGACUCGCUAGACGCUGUCUCGAAUUGAUUGCCGGACUCGGAGCUGAGAGUGGCGAAGCAAUCGAAGGCACCGAUAGCGGAGUCGAGGGCGCAGCGGAAUCUGGUGACACGCCUGGUGCGUGUGGCGCCGACAAUGGAACGUGGUGGUGGGGCUGCAAUGCGUGCCGCUGCGUGGCCGGGGCGCCUGCUUGUACGCGCUUGUGGUGUGGUCUGCCCGACUGCUUGGCACCCGCAGCCUUACCUUGCCGCACCGAUGAGGUGUGCGUUCCUGCGGCUCCAGCCUUAUGUCUCCGAGCGCCGUGCUCUCCGCUGGGUGAGUGCCGCCGCGUGUCGGGGCGGCGCGUGGAACCGCCCGCGCUGCCAGCACCGGGCGCGUGCUGGCCGGGUGCGCGCUCGCCGCCACCGCCCGGCUGCGCGCGCGCCUCCCUGCGCCUGGCGCGCGAGCGGCUGGCUCGCGGAGCGCACGUCGAGCGCGCCUGCGUGGCGCUGCGCCGAGCGCUUGCGGCCGCUCUUGCUGACCGCGCUCCGCCUGCCCCACCGCUGACGCUGCUCUGUGAUCUAGCACCUGACGAUGAUGAUGCACUUGAUCUCGCUUUGUGGGCAGGUGAGGAAGAAGACGCUGAGGGUGCCAGUGCUCUCGCGGCCGCCGUGCGAGCCCUUAGUGAACUCGUGGCUCGCCGACGUUUGGCGCAUCACCCAUUACUGGCGGCCGCGCUACGGCUGCGCGUCGAGCACGGCGCAUCGCCCACACCACGGGCUGCCCCGGCGGAGGCAUCGGGCGGAGCGGGCGGGGCCAGCGGGGCUGCGCUGGCAAUGGGGGCGGGUGCGGCGCUGCUGCUGCUGGGCGGUGCGGCGGGCGGUUUUCUGUACGUGCGCCGGCGCCGGGCCUCCGCCGCCGCCGAGCGCUCGCGGCGCCGCGACGAGGAGAAGUCCAACAACUUGCAGAACGAAGAGAACCUGCGCCGCUACGCCAACCCGCUGCGGCCGGAACGGCACGGCGAGGCGCUCGGACGGCUGGCGGAGCGACCGGCGGACGAGCUGCCGCGCGCGCACUCGCUGUACAAGGCGCAGAACGCGGACGCGCGCAACAACACGCCGCCGCGCGACAAGGAGCUGACCAAGCGCGCGUUGCCGCCGCCCGAGCCUCCGCCCGCGCGCCACCCGCCGCCCGAGCGCCUCACCGUGCUCGUC